AUGUCAGAUCGUCACUGGCUUGAAAUCACAACAUAUUCUGAUCAUGUUGGAUUCACUAUCUCUACAAUUGCCAACUUCACUCUUCUUUUUCUAUUGGCCGUUCGUCCAACCAAAGCAUUGGGAUCUUAUAGAUACCUGAUGCUCAGCUUUUGUGUUUUCAGCUUGUUCUAUACUUCAAUCGAAACUUUUUUAAGACCGUUAAUUCACAUUUACGACAACACUAUUUUCGUGAUUCAAAGGAAACGUUUCGACUAUUCGGAGACCACUGCCAGAGCAAUUUCUUCUACCUACUGUGGAUGUUAUGCAAUGAGCUUCACUCUAUUCGCAGUCCAUUUUGUUUAUCGAUACUAUGCUGCUUGCAAACCUGACAACCUGCGCUAUUUCCAAGGUUUUUAUUUCGUUUCGUGGGUUCUCGGGGCUAUGUUGGUUGCAGGAAGCUGGGGAUUCGCCGCAUUCAUUUUGUACCCGGAAACUGAAAGAACGAAGACAGCAUUACUACACGUAAUCAAAACAUCUUAUGACUUGGAUCCAUACUGGAUUGGAAAUGUUCCGUAUAGUUAUUGGCGGACAGAAAAUGGAGUUGAAUACCUGAACCCCCGUAACGUCAUCGGAAUCCUCCAACACGGAGUUAUUAUGACAGUAUCUUUCGGUACUGUAUUCUACUGUGGAUAUCAGACUCAUAAGACAAUUCAAGCAACGAGCUUCCUUUCUCAGACAAUCAUUCCAACAUUCCUUAUGUAUCUCCCAACUACAAUGCUCUUCGUAACUCCAUUUGUUGGUUUGAAUAUCGGAUGUUAUGGAAAUAUAACAACGGCAACUGUUCAUUUGUACCCUGGAAUUGACCCACUCGUUCUCAUAUUCCUUAUCAAAGACUUCCGAAGAACUCUAAUGAAAUCUCUCUGCUUCUGGUCUGCAGCUAAGAGAAGAAUCGACACUUCCACCACAUUGAAAUCAUAUCAAUUAAGUGUCAGCAAGGCUUAA
Caenorhabditis remanei is the source of this 981-nucleotide messenger RNA. RefSeq lists its product as uncharacterized. Gene Ontology annotation, molecular function: G protein-coupled olfactory receptor activity. The transcript has 8 exons. The record is from RefSeq and is a predicted model, not a curated record. Gene Ontology annotation, biological process: olfactory behavior; G protein-coupled receptor signaling pathway. Bases 1 to 981 code for a protein of 326 amino acids. NCBI's taxonomy places the organism in Eukaryota, Metazoa, Nematoda, Chromadorea, Rhabditida, Rhabditidae.